Anopheles cruzii is the source of this 758-nucleotide messenger RNA. RefSeq lists its product as uncharacterized. Bases 19 to 744 code for a protein of 241 amino acids. Gene Ontology annotation, molecular function: proteasome binding. Gene Ontology annotation, cellular component: endoplasmic reticulum. NCBI's taxonomy places the organism in Eukaryota, Metazoa, Arthropoda, Insecta, Diptera, Culicidae. The record is from RefSeq and is a predicted model, not a curated record. The transcript is spliced from 2 exons. Gene Ontology annotation, biological process: proteasome core complex assembly.
ACAAGCCAGGAAACAGAGAUGAGUUUAAAUUUUGGUGAAAUCGUCGAACCAUCAACCCGCGCAUUUUGGGAUGAUUACGACGAAGAUGAGCAAGACAAACCUCCAUUCGAGCCGUUGGAGUGGAUUUGGUUCAACGACCAGGACGGCACCACCGAGGAAGUAGAGAUCCGGAAAACUCUGGUGGACCCUUUCCGCAUGCUCAUUUUUGAAGGACAAAAAGUAGGCAGCUUUGUCGGUGCAGCCAUUCUAAAAGGAAACAACAGUCCACUUUUGCAGCUUUCUUCCGGCACCGUCAGUAUCUUUCACGUGCCCUCCGAGCGGCUAAUUGUGUGCGUCUCGGAAGAAAUCGAUCCAAACCUUUUUGGGCACAUAACGGAAAAGCUGGCACCGUGGCUGGAUGCUGCAGACAGCGUCACUAGCGUUUCGCUACAACCUGCCGUCUUAUACAAGGGCGCCGCGGAACAUGAGCUAGAAAAAGUGUGUUUCAUCAAGGGUUUGAGCGGUACUGCCGAAGGUGUCGGACCACUAGACCCUCCGAACGUGCUCACCGGAGUGGCUGCCGGUGCUGUUGGGUAUCGCAAGUUCCGUGGCAAACAGGCUGCUGUUUACGGUUGCUAUUUGGAUUCGAUCGCCAUUGAUUCGGUGUCCUCGGAACCAAUUCUGCGACUGUUGAAAUCGAUCGGUCUUCCGUGCGCCGAUCGGUACGAGUUGAAAUUUAAAAACAGUUCAAAUCUUUACAUGUAAUCAUGCACUGUGUG